AUGGCGAAUGCUGCUUUGCAGAUGUUUCUUCCGGUGGAAAUGCAGUCUCGAACUGAGGGCUGCUUAGUCAACGAUACAAUCGCAGCAGUUUCUGCUGGCUCAAAUCAGGUUUCCGGUGCGAUGGAUCGGACGCGAAGUCCACUAAGGAUAUUGAUGACCGCCGAUGGUGGUCGUUCCGCAGUUGUUACCUCCUCCAACGGAACAAGCACUUUGGCUGCCGCCUUACCGCCUAAUACGCAGUUCAUCGCUGUUGCUGCGGACGGAGGUGAUAGUCGAUCGUAUGCGUCGUUGCAACCGGUGAAUCCGGUUGUUGUGGGAGAUAAUGAAGCUGCAGAGGAUGGUGUUUCUCAUCCUACGACAACGUUCGUGCAGUAUGUGGAUGGUUCCGGUGAUGGAGGGAUUUUCACAGCCACGAAUGGUCAGAUUGCAUAUCCUCUGUACACUGUCGGUGAUGGCGUGUACACCUCAACGGCAGGCGGAACGUUCCAUUCGUCAGGAAACGGAUCGUCGCCCACAGUGGCCUUUACUUCGGUUUCUGGACAGCCCCUUGCGACGUAUAUUUUUCCACAUAUUGAAUCCGCGACCGAAACGGGCUCAGGGUCAACAAAUACAGGUGGAUCUCAUCUAGUCAAUACACCGAAUGUAACCUCGGUGAUCGCUUCACCGAGGACACCGCCCAUCACAGAACCCGGCGUCACUUAUAUUAUGGCAACAAACAAUUCCAGUCAGGCCUCAGACAGCGAUGGAGGGCAAGCCGGGGUUGCCCAUGCCACGAGAGUCUCUCCACUGACAGUGAGUGAAUGCAUCAUUCCACGUGUUCAAUGGUUGAUGGAAAAUUACGAAACGGCGGAUGGCGUUAGUUUACCCCGUUCGACGUUGUAUAAGCACUACCUGCGGCAUUGUUCGGACCAUAAGAUUGAACCGGUGAAUCCCGCGAGUUUCGGAAAGUUGAUUCGUUCCGUGUUUGCGGGCUUACGGACGAGGCGAUUGGGCACAAGGGGAAACUCAAAGUAUCACUACUAUGGAAUACGUGUGAAGUCGACGUCUUUGUUGAGUGACUUUGUGGGAACGGAUGACGAUGACAUGCCAGAGGAUGAACCCGGCAGCCCGACGAGUGCCGAGUCCCGAAGCGACUACAGGAAUGUUUCGGACGAAGUUAAAGUAUUCAAGGAGGACAUCGUGGAGUCUAAUGGGGAGGUUCAACAGAAUUCGGACGCUCCGGCGAGCAAGGUGGUGAAUCUUGGUCGACAUUCCCCUGGUUUUCUAGGAGAGCCGACUAAUCCAUUUCCAUCCUUUCCUGAAAUUGAUUUCGGCGCCAUUACUUUGCCGCAAGGAAUAACCUUGGACGAUGUCGAGGUCUUUCGGUCUCUUUACGAAGAGCAUUGCGAGGGAGUUUUGAGUGCAGUGGUUCGGGGGAAUUUCAACGCCGUGGACGCGAUGUGGCGUCAAUUUUGGAAACCAUUGAGAGAUGAGGAGACCAAGGUUGGCAUCAAUGAUCCCGUGAUGGACGAAGAUUCCAGUGGAGGCGAGGCUGACGCGAAGCAAUUGACUGGUCCAAAGCUUUCCUCGUUGUGCGAGUGUCCUGCUGUCCAGGACUUCGUGCGAAAUGCGGAUUAUAUCUUUUAUCAAUAUCUGGUGAACUACUUGAUCCCGGACGUACUGCAAGCCAUUCCGAGUACUUUGACGCAGUCCAUCAGAAAUUUUGCAAAGAAUUUGGACGUUUGGCUAAGCUCUGCCAUGGAUGGAGCUCCGUCGGAAAUGAUUCGGAUCAAGUCUGCGGCAGUGAACGCUUUUGCUCAGACCCUGAGGCGCUACACCAGCCUGAAUCAUUUGGCACAAGCUGCUCGUGCAGUCUUGUACAAUACUACUCAGAUUCAGCAGAUGGUGACGGAUUUGAGUCGCGUGGAUUUUUAUCAUGUGCAAGAACAGGCGUCUUGGGUUUGCGAAUGCGAUGAAGGAAUGGUGAUGAGGCUACGGCAGGCGUUCAUGGACGCCCUGCAACAACAGAAGACGCUGGAAGAUUGGGCGGCCUGGCUUGAUAGCGUUGUAAAUCGUGCGCUGGCACGUUAUGAGCAAUCUGCGGAUUAUGCCAAUCAUGCUCGACAGUUCUUACUCAAGUGGUCGUUUUACAGCUCGAUGGUCAUUCGGGAUCUGACAUUACGAAGUGCCGCUAGCUUUGGAUCAUUUCAUUUGAUUCGACUGCUGUACGACGAGUAUAUGUACUAUUUGGUGGAGCAUAAAGUUGCGGAAGCCAAUGGAGCCACUCCGAUCGAAAUUAUGGGAAGAGUGAGUAGUUUUUUAGUUUUACAAAUUACGAGGGACAUUGCGUUUUUAGCAGAUGGACACAAGCACGCGGAAGAAAUGGAACUCGAUUCCAUUUGUACGAAGCGAAGAUGUCUGUUGGAGGAUUGCAACGGUAUGAGUGGCAUUGAAGAUACGGAUGACCCUGGACCGAAGAAACGGGUUCCAGCGCGUUCGACGGAAAUCUAAGUCAAUGGAAAACUGCGGAAAAAAAGAGGUCUGGUCAAACCCCAGUUUAGUAGGUUAAAAAAAGAAAGGACGACUAAGAACAAAGACACGAGAAGAAACAAGUAAUAAUGCUACGGGUGCCUUGCUCCCUUGGUCGCGUUUUGCGUGUGUGAAUUAUUUUCCUCGUUUCUCGAAGCAUUCCGUUGUGAAGUGAGACUCACUAACAAAAAGGAGAAAAGCUUGACGUGCACUGGAUAGACGAAACAGCACUGACUUGUGGUUUCCAUAGAUUACAUUUGACCGAGUUGGGUCGGAGUUGUACAAAUACUAGUCAAAGCUGCGAUGCUUAAGGGGCAGCCAUCUCGAGGCAUUUCGAGUGUUUUCCCUCCAAAGAAGAAAGAAAGAAAACCUAAUGCUCAAGACGCACACGAUUGUUCCGCGAAAAGAAAAGAAAAAGUAUUGAAAGCAAAAAUCGCGAAAUCUCAUCACGAACGAAUUGAUCUCGUUGUUUCCUCCCUCCGUGGAAUUUUUUUUCGUGUGUGCGUUUCGUGCCGAGUGUUUUUGUGGCGUACCCAGUGUGAAGACGAGUGUGGGAACAUCCGUUCAUUCCUUCGGCUGUUUUUUUUUGCCUGCACCCUGUUGAGAAAAAGCUUUUUUUAUGGUGUGUGUUUUUGCUUUCUGCCCUCGUUUGUGUGGUGCACGACCAGGAUAUAUUUUGUGGCGUUGGAGCUCUGUGAAUUCCUCGAGUGAUGCACUGCGGAAACUGAAAAAAAAAUUUUCGACGUGCGAAAAGAAUCCAGUUUGAAAGUUAGCGAAACGCGUGAAACCCCACAGAACAGUCAGUCCCAUUUGAAAAAACAAAAAACAGAAGAAAGAACAACUUGACUUUAUCAUCUUGCGUGAGACGAAACUGCGUUGUGUUCAGUUUUAUCCGAGUGACUUCUGCUCGGAGGAACGUGCGUUUUCGGUUCAGUAUUAAUUUUACUGAUCUUUAAUGCAUGUUUUUUUUUUCAUCAGUUCAUUCCGAUAAACCGAGAAGAAUAUUUACAUCAGAUUAUUUAUUGUGAAUGAUGAAGAGUUAACGUUUGCGAAAAGAAUUGACGCUGUUCGACUAUGUGACCAACUUCAAGUUACGCGGAGCACUGGUGUGUGAUUAAUUCGCGGCGAUCUAACUUCGAAGUGAAAUAAUUGCUUGGGUGAAAGACAAGUUCACUGAUAGUGCUCAGCUGCGAUUGGAGGUGACUAGAUCAGUCAAACACCAAAUUAGAUUUCUUGCUAAUUUAUCAAUAAUUUAAUUAUUCAUGUGAAAUGAUAGUUCUCAGCUUCGAUUCGAGGUGACAAGAUUUAAAUUAUACCUUUUUGCGAAUUUAUCAAUAACCUGUAACUCUUGGAUGAAACGCAAUUUUUCUGGACAUUCGAGAAUUUAUAUAAAUGUUUUGUUGAUCGUUUCUCUGACUAAUUUUACUGGCCUUAUUUACUCAAGUACCACGCGCCCUUGAGACUCGCACCUUGAUCUUUUGGCACAAAAUACGCCCUAGAACCCAUCCCCACGUGAAACCCGCCCCCCCCCCCCGCCCCCCA
This is a messenger RNA of Notodromas monacha, 4050 nucleotides long. Lineage: Eukaryota; Metazoa; Arthropoda; Ostracoda; Podocopida; Cyprididae. The record is from the annotation of a GenBank genome assembly.